AUGUCCGCUCCCCCACCGCUUCAGCCGGGCCAACAGCCCACGCCGGAGCAGAUUCAACAAAUUCAACAACAAAUCGCCGCAGAAGCUCAAAAGGCUGGCCUCAGUGUACCCGAAUACGUCGAGCGCAUGAAGGCACAGUACGCGCGACAGGCACAAGCUCAGCAACAACAGCAGCAGCAAGGGACGGCACAACCUGGUCAACAACAACCCAUCCAGCCUGGCCCGCCCAAGCCUGAAGCCCUCGCAGUCGCCAACUUCCUCCGCAACCAAGACCUCAAGACGCGAACAUGUAUCUUCCAACAACAGCGAAAGGACAUGUUCAAGGUGAAGAGGGCGAUUCGUGCCUUGCACAGCCCUGCCUACGAGAAAGCGCGAAAGAAGAACCCACUCCUGCCUGAGGUCAAGGACCGCGUCACGGCCGAGAACUGCUUCAAACUGCUCCCGAUGAGCCUGCUCGCGCUGCGUGUCCAAAAGGUGGAUCCACACGAGGGACACGACCACGGCAAGAAGAAGCGUGUCAAGGGACUCUGGACGAUUCAAGUGGUACCACAGCAAGAGGCGAGCGACGAAUUCUACUACGUCUGGCUAUACGAGGGGUCACAAUGGAAGAACAAGCUAUACGCCGUCGGAGCACUGGCGGGAAUCUUGGCCGUGGUCUUCUUCCCCGUCUGGCCCAUGAAGCUGCGGCUCGGCGUGUGGUAUCUUAGUAUGGCCAUGCUGGGCGUACUGGGUCUCUUCUUCGCCAUGGCCAUCUUCCGACUGAUUCUGUUCCUGAUUACGUUCUUCACGGUAUCACCAGGUCUCUGGCUCUACCCGAAUCUUUUCGAGGACGUGGGCUUCUUCGAUUCAUUCCGACCGGUCUGGGCUUGGCAUGAGGAUGAGAAGGCAAUGAAGAAGCGAAAGAAGACGGAGCGGAUGGCGAAGAAAGAGAGAAGAGCUGCGAAGGCUGAUGGAGACUCUGGUAAGAAGAAGGAAGGCGACAAGCCAAGCGAGCCCAUUGUGACGGCUGAAGCUACUACGACGAGCAGUGCAGAGGCGGCACCGGCUGGUUCGAGCGAGGGUGUUCAGCAGAGGAAUCUCAAUGCGAGAGUUGAGGAGGUCGAGGAGUAG
Lecanosticta acicola is the source of this 1110-nucleotide messenger RNA. The record is from the annotation of a GenBank genome assembly. NCBI's taxonomy places the organism in Eukaryota, Fungi, Ascomycota, Dothideomycetes, Mycosphaerellales, Mycosphaerellaceae.